Messenger RNA from Lipotes vexillifer (Yangtze River dolphin), 801 nucleotides. RefSeq names its product CD99 molecule like 2 (gene CD99L2). Lineage: Eukaryota; Metazoa; Chordata; Mammalia; Artiodactyla; Lipotidae. The transcript is spliced from 12 exons. Bases 1 to 801 code for a protein of 266 amino acids. The record is from RefSeq and is a predicted model, not a curated record.
AUGGUGGCCUGGCACUCGGCGUUCCUCAUCUCCCUCGCUUUCUCCUUGGCCACUCUGGUCCAGAGAGGAUCUGGGGACGUUGGUUUCAGUCUGGGGGAUGCAUUGGAAGAAACUUCCUCAGUGAAGCAGAGAUGGGACCGUGUCACCACCACAACCAGGAGACCGGGAGCGACCAGAGCUCCAGCAAAGCCUGCAGGUAACACUGAAGGUAGUAAAUUUGACUUGGCCGAUGCUUUGGAUGAUCAAGAUCAUGGCCACAGGAAGCCGAGUGCAGGAGGAGGAGAGAGAUGGGACCGUGUCACCACCACAACCAGGAGACCGGGAGCGACCAGAGCUCCAGCAAAGCCUGCAGGUAACGAAUUUGACUUGGCCGAUGCUUUGGAUGAUCAAGAUCAUGGCCACAGGAAGCCGAGUGCAGGAGGAGGAGGUUUUUCAGACAAGGAUCUUGAAGACAUAGUAGGGGGUGGUGAAUACAAACCUGACAAGGGUAAAGGUGAUGGCCAGUACGACAGCGGGGACGACUCAGGAUCCGGCAUGUCAGCAGAGACUGGCACCAUUGCCGGCGUGGCCAGUGCUCUGGCCAUGGCCCUGAUCGGCGCUGUCUCCAGCUAUAUCUCCUACCAGCAGAAGAAAUUCUGCUUCAGCAUUCAGCAUGCAGCAGAAGGUCAAGAGGGUCUCAGUGCGGACUACGUGAAGGGGGAGAACCCGGAGGCCGUUGUGUGUGAGGAGCCCCAAGUGAAAUACUCAGCACUGCAGACGCAGUCCGUGGAGCCGCUGCCGCCGGAGCCGCCCCGGAUCUAA